CCACGGUUGAAGACAAGGAAGAAAAGUUAAAGGGGCAGAAGUUAAAAUACCUUAACUAUUGGGGAGCAAAUAUGGAAUUAUAACAUCUGCAUUUAAGUAAUUCUGCCAAAUCACAGUCCCAGGGAUCAAAAGAAAGCUAUCCAUUAAUUUCAAGAAGGGUUAAUCGAUGGCAAGCAACAAUGGAGGGGGUGAAGAGCAAUUGACGAAGAUGACGGAAUUGAGCAAAACCCUAAAAGAAGGUGAAAGGAUUCUAGCGCCCACCCGGAGACCCGAUGGAACCCUCCGCAAACCCAUUCGGAUUCGGGCCGGGUAUGUUCCCCAAGAGGAAGUCGCCAUUUACCAGUCCAAAGGUGCCCUGUGGAAAAAGGAGAUGGCGUCACAAGUAGGGCCUCCAGGUUAUGAUCCAGCGAUGGAUACAAAACCCAAAACCAAGUCAGCAAAGAGAAAUGAAAGAAAGAAGGAGAAACGGCUACAGUUGGCGAAGUAUUUGGAUAUAUUUGUCAGCCUUAUGGCCCAUUUCAAGCCUCCAUGGAUGGUCAUUCUUUUUGUGCAUCGUUCUUGCAACAUUGCAAAGGGACAGUAUAAUGGUAAGAACAUGGAAGCAGAGGCGGAUGAUGAGAUUGAAAAGGAGGAUGUGCCUGAGGAAGAUUCAGAUCAUGGAUCCGAAUCUGUUAAAUCAUUGACAUCUCAGAUGACUGAGCUUGCUGUUUCUCAAAAUCCUGUUCCAACCUCCCCUCCUUCAAACACAGUGCAGGCCUCAGAUGCUGAUGUACCAGUUCAAGAUCUUGAUAAAAAAAUUCGAGCACUCAAAAAGAAGAUUCGAUUAACAGAAGCUCAGCAGCAGAAAACUCCACAGCAAGAUAUGAAGCCAGAACAGCUAGAAAAGUUCGCAAAACUGGAAGGUUGGCGUCAGGAGCUAAAGCUUUUGGAGGAUAAAAAGGCUGAAUUGGCAGCGUUGUGAGUUGGGGUUUCUGUCUCUGUGAAGAAACUAUGUAGUUUCCAUUUACAAUUUGAUGGAGAUGCAAAAACUGCAUUGUGGAACAGAGGUGAAUCUAUUGAGAUUUUGUUCUAAAAACGGCGUGUGAAUUUGCAUUUGAUGCAUAUGACCAUGUUUAAUUAGUACCCGUUCCCCUGCCUUUGCACAUGAAUGAUAAUGCACAUCAAUGAUUUACAACUAAUACAAUGCCAAUUUCGCUUUAGUGGCUUUAUUAGCAUAAUUUGCUUAGCAUUCUCAUUAUGCCUCCAACGUUAUAGUGGCAAACCUGCAUCUGAACUAUUGGCUUGCAGUUGCAGAUUGCUUGGCUCAUUUGGAUUAGCAGUUAUUCAAACACCAUAUAACAUUUAUUAUUGAUCAUUUUCACCAUUGCCUGUGCAAUUGUUUUGAGCAAAAAAACAGUUACAAAGUCAUGGGAAUGACUACUGCUAGAGAUCUUUUUAUCGAAAAUUCGGAUAAUUCUGCACAAUUGGAGACUCCCAUGGCUGUAAAAGCAACAUAGCUGCAGGCCGAGAGCAAAAUUCCCAUGGUCUCCCUUUCACAGUGUGAUUGUGAGUAGUAAAUAAUGGUUGCUCAUACUCUGAUCAAAACUCUUUUACUCUGACGGUGAAGCUUACAUUAACCUUGCUUAUGAUGCCAAAUUCUGCAGUAUAAAUCACCUAUUAAUUUUUUUUUCUUCCAUUUUUUGAAUUGCAGAGUGUCCCGGUCAAAAUCUCAAAUCAAAAUCGAGAUCUCAUAUCGAUUGUUUAGUAAAGUAUGAUUGAAUAUUUAAAUGUUCAAUUUAUUAAACUAGAAGAAUGGCAUGUAUCUCACUUUAUUAUUA
This is a messenger RNA of Theobroma umbraticum, 1817 nucleotides long. It is a transcript of the gene PYM, whose product is annotated as partner of Y14-MAGO. Gene Ontology annotation, biological process: exon-exon junction complex disassembly. Gene Ontology annotation, molecular function: RNA binding. Gene Ontology annotation, cellular component: exon-exon junction complex; cytoplasm. The record is from RefSeq and is a predicted model, not a curated record. Lineage: Eukaryota; Viridiplantae; Streptophyta; Magnoliopsida; Malvales; Malvaceae.